CCAACGGCCAACGCACUGAAUUACGAGCUACGAAUUCUUAGAUGACAUUAUUGAUCACUGAUGGUCGUGAAUGAUAAUAACCAUCUUCGUUCCUCACUUGUAAUCGAAAUUGCAAUCGCAGCGGAGUUACUACAAUUUGCUUGGUUAUAACCUGAGGUUCACAGGAUGGUUGUGCAUCAAGCAUGUGAAGAGUAUGGUUGUAAAGACUAUGUGGACUUCAAAGGCAUGUCAUUUCGGACACUGAGGAAAAUAGCCAUCAUAUUUUCUGGCAGUGACUUUGGCUUUUGGCGGAAAUGACAGAGAAGUUUUGCGGAUUGUAGAGUAACAGUCCAUAGCAAACAGGGAAACACAUAGCUUUUACUUACAGCCUUUUGACCCUUUGGGUCCCACGGGCUUGAUCUAUUUACCAUUUACCAUUUACAUGAAGUCGACUUGCAUUGGGGAAGAAAAAGCAUGAUGGAAUCUGAAGCAUGGGUAGGAUACAUAACCUGGUCUAACUUUGAUUACGUCACCUUAUUCGAACGAAAGGGUACAAUUUCACCGCACGGCUUACUUGAACAGCCAACGAUUGAUCAAAAUACUAGAAGUGAAAUGCAUGCUCGUAGUUAAAAUUUGGACUGUGAGUGGCCUCUUACACUUCCAGUUGGCUCUCACAGUAAGAUCUAAUGCACUUCUUCCGCAGGAAGACGAAUUAAAUGGACGAGGAAAUGCGCGAAUGUACGAAAACGCUUUCCUCGGAGUGUAGAAAGCCUAGACAUAAUAAUCUGACAAUUAUCUGGUCAGUUCAAAUCAAUCUACCAGUAGUAUCGCACAAGAGGGCAGCAUAAUUUGUUCGGCUGUUUGAUCAAGUAGUACGAGUCUGAAAAGUCAGCAUCGCGUUUUAGCAUUUAGUGUUUCCUCGGUUUGUCGGCAAUCCAAGACUCUCAUAUUUCUAGAUCCGACCUCAUUGAUUACAUCAACCAUAGGGUUCUUGUCCUGCUAGAUUGGGCCUUCGUCACCCUGUUUUGUACUGUUUUUGGGUGUGCUACCUGUGGCCUGUUAUUUAUGCUAGAGGUCAGGUAUUAAAACUGAGUGAUGGAUCGUGUAAGAAGAAAACGGAAGACCUGCUGGAUGGUUGUUGGGAUAUAAACUUUUAUACUGAUUGUUGAUGAGAUAGCACUAUCUGGUGCUAGAUUUUAGUGGUGAGGCUGUCGAGUACUGACCGACGAAUUCUGUGAGAACCAGACCUAGCACAAUCUGCUCGUUGGUGUGACUUAAGUAGUGAAACUGCGGAAUUCCGAGUGACUGACAAAUCACAAUUCUCUGUGUGAUAAAUAAUGAAACGACCGAGUUCUGAUUGAUGAGUCAUUUGAGAAUCAGGAAGUGCAAGUGUUGUAGGCCAUUGGCCGUUGCAUGAAUGAGCGAGUAAUGAUUUGAUGCAUCGCAUGGAAAGCAGACAACACAAUCUGGAGGGUAAUUCCAAUUUAUUAACUUGUGCAUCCCAUGAGAAGGAGGAGUCUGCACAAUGUGCUAGUUGGUGUGAAUUAAAUGAUGAAACUACCGAGAUCCGUGUGGGGUUUCAGGCGAGAGGUAUGCAUAACAAAUUCAAUGCAUCCUGUAAUAUGCUGGAUAUAUAGUCUUACCUUCUCUAGUUGUGUCGCCACAUUGAGUACUGAGUGAUUCAUCUCAUGAGAAUCAGACUUAACACAAUGGUUGCCCAUUGUGACAUAGCUGUUUGCCUGAAACGACAGAUGUAAUGCAUGUAAAGCAAUUAUACACAUUCUAGAAAUCGAGUUUCCAGUAUACAACUCAUGAUGUGCUUUAACAAAAAAUUGUGCAGUUAUGCCAGUAACAAUGUAACACCGUGACAAGUAGUUCCUUACCACAUAUCACAAUUGGUUUCGGUUGCGUCGUGUGACAUAGCUGGUAACAUGUAACCACAGAGGAGUGAUUCAGAAGCAUGAUAUAACACACUCUGCAACUGGUUUGACAUGUGUGGAUGCUUGAAAUGACUGAGUAAUGAUUGAUGCGUCUUAUUAGCAGACAUAGAAGAACGUGGUACACCACAUUGUUCUGUGUCUAUGUCUGUCUGUGGUGACAUAGGUGGUCGUACAGAACGUUGAGUAGUAAUUGAUGCAACGUGGGUGAUCACUUUUGACGAUCGUUUGUGUGACCAAUGAGAUCAUGUGGUUAAUCGGAACCAGAUCCAUGAAUCAUCUCAUGCUGAUUUCUUCUACUGAAGAAGUGCUAAAUGCAUGUCGAUGUCAUUCUUUAGUAGGCGGCAUGUAUCGAGCUGAACUUUCAAUUCUGUAAGUUUCGUGUGCAGUUUUAUUAGUGGACAUUUUCAACAAAUGGGUCAUUAAGUUCCCUCUUAUAAAGUUUUAGCAGGGAGCUUGGUGAGACAUUCUACUCAUGCGGUUAACUGUGGUUACCCGGGAUGGAGAGAGAAACUUCAUCAUAGAAUAGAUGAUGUUCAACCGUAGCAGCAAGGGGAGGAUCAAGUCCGUGUAAACCAUAAGGCAGAACCAGUUGUCUAAUUAAUGAGCCUGGUUUCCGAAAAAUCUCUGAAGGAUGAGGAGUUGGUGCUCCUCAUCCUAUUUCGUCGUGAAAGGUUUCCAAUCUUGAUCGACUAUACACCGAAUUUUGUUCCAAACUUUUGUAAUUAUACAAGAAAUGUGAAAAAGCUCAAUUUGUACUUUGUGUUUCUCACUUAUUAACGCGAAGGCGUACGGAUACAGGAAAACAUCAACUGAAAUACGGAAUAGUUUGGCAGAAGUACAGCACGGUAAGAUGGUAACAGGUAACGAACAUAUUGGCAGGUACAAAUGACCAGACCAACUGAACGAGUCAGCUUUCCCAGAGUUUGCGCUGUAUAACUCUAGAGAAGGUCGAAAUGGGCACGAAGGGUAUGGUUGUGUUUGCUAGAUGUUCUGUACCCUGGAUAGGUGCUCGUCAAGUGUGUUCUCUCCCGUUGCGUAUUAUUCUGGUUCUGUCUAAGUUGUUUCCUGGCUGGAAGUCUUCUCGGGGCCAUCGGAUAGAGGCAUCGGACAAUGCGAACCAACGAUCAUCGCCAAGGAAUGAAGAGAGAUAUAAGAACUUACCGGAUCGUCUGGCGACAUUUAACGAUGACCACUUCAACCUCAAGUAGUUAUGAAAGAGCUCGAGCACGUAAAAGAGUAGAAGCUAAUCGUAGGAGGUAUUUUGGACGUCGAAGUAGCAAUGGAGGUGGAGGCAGCUGUAGCAGCAGCGAAGAAGAAGAAAGAGGUGAAAGUAGUGCUCGAGAUUGUCGGAAGGAUGGGGGAAAGGAGUAUCGAAGAGCUUCUCACGGGGAAAGGCGUAGGAGCAGUAGUCGUGACAAGAGUAAGAGAAGGAAGAGGAGUCCGAGUCCAAGUCGACCUGAAAGAAAGAAAAUUAGAUGCAGAAGUGACAGUGACAGUCCACAUUCACAUUCGCGGAACAAAACUAGUCAUUUUCACGGUCACAGCCAGUGUAAGUACAGUUCUUUCCACAAACGUCACUGGCACAGAUCUGGAGGCAGUAGACAUAAUAAGUGUUGCUGUUUUUCUUACUACUAUUCAGAAAGGGAGAACAGGGUCUGUUCCAAGAGGAAAGAAAGGGAUAGCAUCUCCCCAGUACGCUCUGAAGGAGUAAGACAUCACCACUCUCGAUCAAGGGAGUCGGUUUUUCACGGUUCUAAUAGCAAGUCUCCACGGACUUCGAAGGUUAGGACGCAAACAAGUUGUGAUGUAAACUAUUAUCAGGAAGAUGCCUAUCUGCGGGCUGAUUCAGACAGUCCACGGAAAGGUAGCUAUCUUGGCAACAGUGCGCUGAUAGGCAAGCUUCUCAGUAAAGAAGAAGCUCAAAUGAAACGCACAACGAAGUCGUGGGAUGACAGAUGUCGAAGAAACCCUGUACUUUCGUUACAGCAGCCAGAUCCCGAUUUGAAAGAGGAACGUAAGUCCAGUGUUGGACUAACUGACGAACUUCUUGAUCGACAUGGAGACUGGCUGAAGCCAAGCCCUCAUGCAUAUUACAAGAAAGAUCAACUACUUACACCGGGUAUUUUUGCAACUGAUGAAAAUGAUUGGCUCGAUCUUUCGUUGAAAGCUCCAGCUAAACCUACACCGAAAAUCGAGGGAAUCAGUCGAGAAGACCUUAGUUUGUGUUUCAACUCAUCCGUGAUGCCUGCGCCAACUGUUGCCGGUGCUCUCAAGGAUGCUGAAUUGGAAGGACAUAGUGACGUUAAGGCCAUGUUGACUUCAAGCUACAAAGAAGGUUUUGAAGCCAGUUUGCGUAGUACUUCUUCAUUUUGUUCAGUCCAAGCAGAUGUGCCGAUGUUGAACAUGUCUGGAAGAAGAAACCUUUUCGAUGUCGACAGAUCGGGUGAUACUACGAUGCAGGUGGAUGCCACUUUUAGUUUAAAUAACACCAAGAUACCGCCUCCUUUACACCGGGACCGUAUUAUGAAUACCUUUGUGUCUCCUCUAGAGAGUGGGUCCAGGACGAAGGAAGAGAGGUGCUUAGACCUUCUUAAUCAGCUCAUUUCUCUGAGUAGAGGGGAUGAAGAGACGGUGGUUAGCGUUGAUACUAAUAAUACAGUGAGUGGCUCUUUCACUGAACAACUUGCCGUUACUGCUUCUGAUAAUCAUGAACAACAUACAGACAAAAUUAUCAACGUUUCCACAGGUGCAGGAAUGUGUGUUAGUGUGAUAGAAAUUUCGAAUUCGACAUCGACCGAGCAAAUUGAUGUAGAAAGAGCGGAGCCGUCUGGAUACAAGGAAGUCAACUCCAUAGAUUGUUUUACCUCGGUGAAGGAGAAAGAGGAGGUUCUUGUUAAGCAAGAUAUACCAGCCGCCUCAAUAGAACCAUAUCCACAGUCUCAAUCACCCAGUCCAAUAAAAUCUCAGAAAACUUCUUUACGUUUACCUCUUAAGCACUUAGUAGUAGAACUUUCAGACUCCACAACGAAUUUGGAAGAUGAUGAAGAACGGGAGAUCGAGGUACAGUCGCAGCCUGCUUCGUCAUUACCUGUCUCUCAGUUGAAUGAAUUUUCAGGUAGCCCUGACCAAUGUCUGAGUCCAGAUUUGAGGGAUCUAUCACCAGUACAAACAGUAUCCUCUCAUCGUACUUCUGUUCCUGUGUUUUCUAAUGCAGCAGCAGAAGGAACUGACAAAGACCGGGUUCUCGAUUUAAGUGACUUAGAUCAUGCCACUGAUCUGUUCAUUGAAAAGGUCCACUCUUUAUUUAUCCACGGUAGACCUCAUUCACCGUCCAUGCCUGCCAGUUUUAACCACUGUCCAUCACCAAAGAAGAGUAUCUGUCAGCAACCUGAAAAUAAGCACAAGAGUUUAACAGACGAAUGUCCGGUUUCCAGACCCAAGACUCUUGAGAUAGUCGAGCUAUCAGAGUCGUCACCAUCCUCAUCUUCCUCAUCAGAGUCUGACAGUGACAUAGAAGUAGCGUUAAGGACCAAACGGGCAGGUUUCAUACCGGAGAGAAAAUUUAAGUCUCUCGAACGAGAUGGGAAUACUCAUGACUCUGCAGAUAUCGCGCACGAUCAUUCAAUUCAGUAUCUGAAUGAAGAUGUCGUGUGCUGCUCUACCAAACCUCCUCUUAGGAGAGGUAAGGGUUCCUAUGGAGGAGACCAGCCGAGUCGAGUCACUUAUAUCCGCGACAAGCAUGGCAACCUUAUACAAGUUGUAGAGGUGGGCGACUCUGACAAUGACAACGAUUGUGAAGAGCCGGACACCAAGUCAUGUGCGGGAGACAAGAAUGAUGAGUCCUUCAGUAGUCACCCUGAAGUUCUACCUGUUAUUCAAGAGAUCAAGGAAAUGUUACAGGGAAGCGCUUCUUACAGCGACAAGUCAAGUGAACAUGAUGAUCUCUCAGGACCAAAUUCUCAUCCUGUUCUGAAGGUGAGGCCAUCGGGACGUAUUCAGAUUCGUUCUCGAGAGCCCUCUCAACGAUUAAGAUCACGGAAGUUGGUAUUGGAAGGAAGUGAGUCACAGGAAAGUGAUGAAGAUACAGAAGCCACCGGAAGAACUUCGGCUGUAAGUUCCACGGGCGGUUUUAAGCAUCGGGAGAAGUGGAAGAGAGGCAUUGUGUGUGAUCUUUGCAGUGGAGGACCAUCCCUUGCGCUUGGAGAAUGGUAUUGCUGGUGUUGUGGUACUCCUGCAACAAAAUGCCAAUGUCCAGAAGAUAAAAAAGUGAGGAAACAGUUGUCCCUAGGUUACCGGAAAGGGCAGAAGCAGAAGAAGAGAGGUAGGCAAAUCCUGGAUUAUCAGUGGAGUGGCAAGGUGCACAGAAUGUGUGCUCUGUGGUCUUCCGAGGUGUACGUCAAAUCCAGUCCAAAGAAAGAGCCCCACUUUGCUCAGCUCGACACCGCAGUGAAGCGUGGGAAUACAUUGGUUUGUAAACACCCAGACUGCAAGAAAACUGGUGCAACACUGGGCUGUCGAGUUAGAGCUUGCAGACGAAGUUUCCACUAUCCUUGCGCGGAAAAACUAGCCAACCAGUGCAUGGUGCGGAUGUGGGAUGGUGCUCUUGUACCUGUUGCUUGUCAAUAUCAUCGGCAUAUCGAGGAACAAGCAGAAAGGGCCAAAGAAAAAUCUCUAAGAUCAAAGAUUACAGACCCUGUCAGAGAGGGUAAGAUGGUAGUUGCUGCAGAACGACCGUAUAUAGGAGUCAAGCUUCUUUGUGAAGAUAUCGCGGAAGGCCAGGAGCAAGUUCAAAUCCCCUGUACAAAUGAUGUGGACGAUGAUCCUGCUCCCAUUAUUCGAUAUAUAACGAAGUGCUGGUUCAAAGGUCGCCCAGUAGAUCACUUGCACCCUGUGGGCACAGAACUGGCGAAGGGCUGUUAUGGUUGCUAUGGACCCAACUUUGAUAACCCUCAUAGCCUUAUGCCUCCCCAUGUCAUGGGCGCAGACAAAGCAAACAGGUCUCGUGAAAGUGAUAACCGUCUUGACUGGCAAGGAGAGCGUAUGUAUGGUCGUCUUCCUUACAAUGCUGCUGGUCUCUUGCAGUUGGGACCAGAUUCAAAGGACAUUAUUGAGUGCAACAGCAGGUGUAAGUGUGGACACAAGUGCAAAAAUCGUGAGCUUCAAAAAGGCCUGCGAUGCUCUCUUGAGCUUUUCAAGACAAAGGAUCGGGGUUGGGGAGUUAGAGCGCUGGAGCAAAUUCCUCGGGGAAAGUUUGUGGUGGAAUAUGUUGGGGAUGUUCUAACACAAGCAGAAGCAGAUGAGCGAGGCGAGAAGUAUGAUCAAAAUCAACUUAGUUACCUCUUUAAUCUGGACCAUCCUGGAGUGGAACACAGUGAUGCUAUAGUUUUAGACGGCAUCAACAUGUCGAACAUUGCGAGAUUUAUCAAUCACAGUUGUGAAGGAAAUUUGAUGAUCUUCAGAGUUUUCUCGGAGACGACCGAUUUGCGCUACUUUCGCAUUGGGAUGUACGCUAUACAAGACAUUGAGGUUGGAGACGAGCUUUCGUACGACUACAACUACGCAUCUUCAAAAGACUCCAGCGAAUUAGUGGAUGAUCCGACCGCAAUUCGCUGUUUUUGUGGUGCCCUGUCAUGUCGCAAAUGGCUGUGGCAGGGUGCUGACAGCGGACUAAAACAUUGAAAAAAUCAACAUUUUUUGCGCGAGACCUACUUAGGAAGUAAAUAAAUUUUGUCACACUUCUAUGAUUUAGGACGCAGAUGAGGAAUUGUACCAUUAUUUUCGGGAAAACGUUUUACAGGGUUGAGGGUCGAGAAUUAGGUAGUGGACAUUCCGUAAUUAGGGAAACGAGACACUGAAAAGUCUUCAACUCACUUCCUUGCCGUGGAACAAUUUUGAGCUGGUUAGCUACAAAUGUUCUUCAAGACGAUUGUAAAUUAAGAUACUCUGCGUUCGUUAAAGAUAUCAAAUGUGCAUAUCCUUUUCAUUUGAUCACUAAUUCAGCUUGCAGAUU
Molecule: messenger RNA, 7929 nt
Organism: Marchantia polymorpha subsp. ruderalis
Lineage: Eukaryota; Viridiplantae; Streptophyta; Marchantiopsida; Marchantiales; Marchantiaceae
Source: the annotation of a GenBank genome assembly